Hylaeus anthracinus is the source of this 3461-nucleotide messenger RNA. RefSeq lists its product as uncharacterized. The transcript is spliced from 2 exons. NCBI's taxonomy places the organism in Eukaryota, Metazoa, Arthropoda, Insecta, Hymenoptera, Colletidae. Bases 1 to 2949 code for a protein of 982 amino acids. The record is from RefSeq and is a predicted model, not a curated record.
AUGUGGAGAACAUUUUGUCUGCUCUCGUUGAUGCUCUUCGCGUUCGAUUUCCCUCGUGAUGGAUCCGCCGAGUCUACUCGACCGAACGCGGACCGACCAGCUCGAGGGGAAAAUCAGAGCUAUCAGGAGACAACGCGGAGACAGACAGAAAACAAUGGCCUGCCACGUCGCGUGAUUUACGACGACGAGGUAAACUCUGGCGAGAGCAUCGGCAAAUGGCGAAACAACGGCGAGGCUCUUGAACCAAAAUGGAGGGACGGCGACACCGUGCCGCUGUUUCCGUUUCCUCAAUUAUCGCGAUACACUAGCGACAAAGCGGACAACGAAGAGGAUUUCGAUUACAGUCAUCGAGCAGUGAAGCAUCGCCGAAACAAUGGACGCGAGGAAUCUCGACCAGGGAAUUACGACAAACGCGUAUAUAGGGGACGAAGUGAGAAAAGAAAAGACUCUCGAGCCUCGGCUACGCAAAAUCUAGCCAACUCCAAAGAAACGAGCGAUAGGAUGGAACAAGUGAUUUGGAGUCCUGCGGAUAACAAAGAAGCAACGUCCGUCAGGUAUCGAGAGGCUUUUCAAAUACGGCCUAACGACUACGAGCAUGAACUGGACGACGAAGAGUACCUGAAACCACGUCCAAGGAAACGAAGACCACCGCAAAAUUACGAGUUCGCUUUAGCCGAAAACGAGACGGAAAGCAAUCCUGGGUCUUGGCAGAGUUCCUCCGAAUCAGAACGCGGUAAUCAAUUCACGCAGAACGCCGUGGAGCUGAGGUCUCUUCUAAAGAUGCAGCAGGAAGAGGGUCUGAGUUUGUCAGAACUCCUGCAGCGGAAAAAUCUGACUCUGGACGAUCUCCUGAAAGGUAAAGCGGACGCGAUCAACGCAUUGAAAUCGAAAGACGUCGAGACAGAGGAUUAUAUCGAGGAAGCGUCUAGAAUGAUGUACAAUACCCUUACGAAAGCCACCAGCACCACGAAGAAACCGCAGUAUACUGCUAAUACAGAAACCACGAGAACGAAGAAUGCUCCGAGAGACGAUGGCCUAAUGAUUUCAUUCGUGGACACGGUGGAUGUUCUGUGGCGCAAGAAUCUCACCGAUUCCUCGUGGCCUUCUUUAAAUCUCGGGAACGCAACUACUGGAAAAUCGAUUAGCGUCAAUCUUGAUCCAGGGCCAGUCCAAGUAACGCCCAACGCGAGAGCACCGGCAGCGAUUACGACAUCGAUGCCGACUGCAACGAAUUCCGUGCGGUUCUUGCAGGAUAACGGUGCUACGAAAUUACGGGACGGUGACGAAAUCAAACCGGAGAGCUUGGACGAAGACGAGAUCAUGGAAUUUUCGGAUUUCACCGAUUAUAAAAAUGGACGGAACGGCAUGUCUCCGGUUUGGUUGAUGGCGAAGGACGGGGAAAGCGACGCGGAACCUACUUUGAAGAUCAACGAGGACAGAGGCUCGACGUUGAGCAUCGAGCAGAUCUUGAAUCCGACGGAAAGCACCGAGUCGACGAGAAAUGUAUUUCCUGAAAAUGAACGCAACGAUGCGACCAAGUUGAUCGCAAAAGAAAUUCAGCGGCCACAGAUCAUCGUCGAGCAUCAGGAGAGCGAUUACACCACGUUUUCAGAACUGGAAUAUCAGGAGGACGCGCCGUUGACGUACCACGAUCUAGAACAAAACACUCAAAUUAACACUCCCGCUGACGAAGACAGUACAAGCACGAUGGACAAAAUUGAAUCUGCAUCGGAUGCAACGUCUUAUGGUACAACCACGGAGGAUCGACGAACGUUUUUGAACAACGUCGAUUACUCCUUGAAAAACCAUCAAAUCGCGAACGCCACCGAGAAGCAUAAUCGCGAGGAUGCGACGUCGGAAAUAGAACCAGAAGCUCGAGCGGAGAUCUUCGAAUUGUUCGCGUCUGGAUCCGCGGGUAAGAGAUUGGAACGCCUUCUUAAAUCAAGAAACAUGAGCUUGGAGGAACUGAUCGCUUUGCGACAGCGGGGCUCCAGUAAGGUUCACCUGGCCGAAGUGUCGCGACUAAAAGCACGGAAGCCGAACAAUGAGGAUGGAGCGAAGGGCAGAAGUAACUCGGAGACGAACGAAUUAUCCAAGGGGACUUCUUAUGAAUUUAGGGAGAGAAACGGAACCGAUAUCUCAUCGAAAUCGUUCGAAAACGCGACCAACGGUGCUCCAAUCUCGAAUCUAAUGAAUUUUGUUCGUCCAGUGGAGAGUACUACUAAACGAUUACAAUCGAAUUUCGAUUCGGGAAUCAAGAACGAAGACAUGGAGGAGCGUCGUCGUACAGUCCAGAUCGUUGAUCUGUUAACGACUUUCGGUUCUCUUCCUUUCGCGAAGGACCUCCAGCGUGACUUUGCGGGUGAAUAUAAAGCGGACAAAAAGUUGCCUGAGCGAAACAGCGAUCUUGGUGUCGUGUUCGUAAACGAUACAGAAACGGUACAUAAAAACGACACCGCGAACGUCGUUCAGUCUGGGUAUGUAAAAGAGAUUCUCGAGAAGAUACCGAAUUCUAUCGACAUACAAACGGUAUUCAGAGAAACUAGCGUAUUUGACAGGGACGAAGAGGAUGACAAGAACGAACGGGGAAGGACUCUCUCAAAAGUGAAGCCCAGCAUAAUAGCGAGCGGCGCGAUCCUUGGUGUGACGAUUGUGGUUUUCCUGGCGAUAUUCAUCGUAUGCAGGAUUCGACAGAAACAAAAGUACAGAUACAGGAACACCUUUUCCAGGGCAGUGUUUCAAGGUCCUAUAUUGGCGGCCAGGAAACUCUCGAAUUCGAGCAGUCUGAGCACCGUGAUGGUGAACGUGGUCGCCACAUCGACGACAAAAAGACCUGAGAGAAACGAAACCCGACAACCUGUGGGAGAGAUGGAAUGUAGAAGUGAUAUCGAUAAUGAUUCACUGGAUGCUAACGACAGCUGGGAAACUAUACCUGAUUACAUGAAAUAACGGCAGACCUAUUUAAACGUAUUUGCAAUAUUUCCAGUGGGACGCUUGACAAACAACAGUAUUUUCUUGUCUACGUUGAGUUAAACCCUAGACAUUGCGCAUAUAUUUUUAAAGUGACUCCCUGUAUUUACGUAUAUACCGAAGGCUGACCAUGUACCUUGACUUUAAUGACUAUACAAAAUAAUAGAUGUUAGAUACCUUAGUAGAUCGACCAUUGAAUUACCGACUCCAAUGUUUCUAUCGGUCUGUAAACUAAUUUUACAGACACGGACGUUUGUACAUAUAACUGUAUAGAAUUUUUGAUCAACUUUACCCGAUAAAAUUUUAUGUAAUUUAGAAUGUUAGAGUUAGCGUGAUUCUCUUUGUAAGGACCCGUUUUGGAAUUUCUCUUGAUAUCGAAAAGUGUAUGCGUUACGCUGAUGUAAACCGACUAUUUCAAACUCAUACGUGUAAAAUAAAGUAUAUUUAUUUAUACCAGGUUAAUAAAUGUAUCUUAUUAAUAUAGAAUUAUU